Acanthaster planci (crown-of-thorns starfish) is the source of this 3548-nucleotide messenger RNA. RefSeq names its product ubiquitin carboxyl-terminal hydrolase 50-like. The record is from RefSeq and is a predicted model, not a curated record. Lineage: Eukaryota; Metazoa; Echinodermata; Asteroidea; Valvatida; Acanthasteridae. Gene Ontology annotation, molecular function: cysteine-type deubiquitinase activity. Gene Ontology annotation, biological process: protein deubiquitination.
GGUUGGUGCGCGACGAUUAUUCGUUUCUGCAACGGCGGAUUUGAUUUAGGUCAACUUGAUGUUCUUGUUCACCGAGUCUUUUGUCGCAGCUGUGUCCAAAUAGCAACAUCACAUGUUUAUGCACAAGUAGGGUAUAGCUGUGCCUUCCUGUAUCGGCCCUGGGAAGGAGGUGUUGUGGCUCCUACAUUCAUUGGACACAUCGCACAAAGUGAAAACCAUGGAGCUGUUUUGGACCACUCUUGGCAGUCUUGCGUCCUGGUUGACUCACGUUCUGAUUGAGUUCAGCCUCUUCAUAGCAGUAGACUCAGUUGUGAAGGCCUCGUUGCCCUCGCUUAGAGAUCCUGUGGAGCGCAGUAGGAUGUGGUUUCUGGAAUCGGUUGUACUGCUGUUUAUUGCGAUGUUCAUGAGUCAGUUCAGCCACAUUCCAUAUGUUCUCUUCAUCUUGGCCUUCAGCACCAUCCUGUCAGCUGUUCUUCACGAUCGGAUCGAUGGGCAAAACUUGAAAACGCUUCUACCUUCUGCAAGAGAAACUGAACCUAACUUAAACAAUGGUACGUGUAUGUUGACUUCGCUCAACGGUUCAGCUCAGUCUGGAAAGUAUCAGAAUUUUGGUUCUGGGAGAUUACGAUAUCAUGCUAGAGACAAAAUCAGUGACAAAACUCAAGUGCCUGCAACUACCCCAGUCAGAAUGGACAACAAAGGUCUACUUGGAAACUGGCAGUCAUACUUCCUGGCUGUGUUAAGGAGGAAGCCACCAGAAUGCCAGCCACCAGGCUUACCAAAUAGAGGAAAAAAUCUUUGCUUUCUCAACGCUGUGCUUCAGUGCUUAGCCCAUGUGCAGUCCUAUGGAAAUCUGGAUCAGUUUUUUUCAGAAAUAAGCAACAGAUCUCAGGAAAAUAAUUUCAUUGAUUGCUACAGUGAGCUAGUGGCCAAUUGCACUGUUGGAGAACACUUCUCUGGUGCAGUUCUCAACACCUUGCCAUUUCGCAGAGCUGCGUCACAACUUUGCCCUGGAUUGAUCGCAGACCCGACAAGGGGUCGUAAACAGACACAGCAGGAUGCAGCCGAGUUCUUAACGUGGCUCUUAACCACUCUGCAUAACAUCUUGAGAAAAGGCCCCUGUACUGCAGGAUUCUCCAGUGAUUCAGGUUUAGAGAAGCUCACAGACAAGGAGCAGCAUUGUCUUAAAGUAGAGUGCGAGAUGUUGUUGCAAGCUGCCCAGUCAAUGUACGACGGGAGAUGCGUCAAAGCAGUUAAAGCUCUUUCUGAUUUGGAUUGGAAGCAUCAACAAAUCCAUGAGAGAUCUAUCAUCAGUGACCUUUUCUCAGGUCAGAUCCUUGAGCUGCGGGAGGGUGGCAAGCAGAACUGCGUAUCUCUCAGCAUCCAAGCUUUUAAUGUUCUUCCUGUUCCGCUAUCUGGGCCUCGUCAGGUGUCAGGACUUGUUUACUUGCAAGACUGCAUCGGUGAUAUGUGCAUUCUCACGGAUGUGUCAGUCGACUCGCCUUCAACGUCUUUAGCGUCACCACCUGCUGGACAGUUUGGGAAUAGAAAUAUCGAUGAUGUCAAGCUAGAGAAUGUUGUUAAUCUGUCAAGGCCUCCUUUGCUGUCGUCCACUCCUACCAAACCUGAUGCAUUAACCCAUCUCCCCGAAAGUCCUACCAGUGUAUCCAGAGAGUUCCGCUGCCAGACUUCUCUACGCUAUCUACCAAAGUGUCUUGUCAUCCAGCUGAAUCGAUUCAACCAGUUUGGCCGCAAGGCCAAGACCCCUGUCAGUAUUCCCCUCCGUGGCCUGAACCUUAAUCCGGCCUUGUUUGACCAACAGGUUGCUGGGCAGCCAACACUUGUUAGCCGAAGUUGUAUGUACGACUUGGCUGCUCUGUGUGUCCAUGAAGGAGCCCAAAGCUCUUGCUACGGUCACUACGUCGCCUUCUGCUUGGCUAGUAAUGGUCACUGGUAUCGUAUGGAUGAUGAGAUUGUAAGAGAAGUAAACAUGCUAUAUGAAUGCAGCUCUCCGACUCUCAGAGAAAAUGCAUAUCUCUUGUUUUAUAUGAGACGACAUUAAGAUACAUGUACCAAGUGCUAAAUUAUUACUUAUGUGACUUAUUUUUCCAAAGUUUGAAUAUUUACAUGUAAAUGUAGUCAAAUUUUAAUUGUUCUAGUAGCAUAUAUCCAGGAAGUGAUUUACCACUUACAAUAAUACAAUAAUCCAAUACAUACAUGUACAACUUAGCCCACCUAAAAUGAUUGUGUAUGCCAUAAUUUGUUGUGUAAGUCGCAGAUGAAAUUUUCUCUUUAUUUGUUGCGCAGCUUUCACAACAACACGCGACGUAAGUAAAGUUACACUGUUAUUUAAAGUUUUGUGAAUUGGCUGCUGGUUUCUUAGAAUAGUUUUUCAAAUUUAAUUGACAGUGUGCUACGCUGAGACAUAUACCGUAUCAUACAUCCCAUGGUGCUUAGUCCAAACUAUGUACGUGUGCAUGUACAGGAUUGAGUUAUUGAAGCAGUAUCCUAUCCAGUUCAUUUGUUGUGGAAUAUUGUUGUUAGCAUUGUUUAAGAUGGUAAACCUUCUCUGCAGUGAUGAUUUUAAAUGAAAUUCUGCUGUAAUGUUGUACAUUGCAUGUUGAAAAUACUCCUUUUUUAAAAUUUCAAUCUGUAGUUGUUGACACACUGCACAUAUUUUUACUUGUGCAUGCAAAGAAUUGAAUAUUUUAGAGAAAGUUGUGCAAUGGCUACGUAAAAUUUCACUUGUGUAGCUGACGUGUUUUGUACAUGUACACCAAUGCCUUUAAUUAAAAAAAGGAACAAAUAUUUAAAUAAGUUCUCAGCACACGAAAAUUCGUCUUAAAGAUACUGUAUGUGUGUAAAAUAGUUCAUCUCCAAACUACAAAUAUUCACAUUUUCAGAGUGCCUGAAUUUUAAUGAAGAUUAAUUUGCAGUUGAAGUAUCAUUGAAAUGUAGCAGUUUUUAAGGAUCACCGAAAUUUGUUAUCUCUUAUUUUAUGCUGAACCCCCAUGCUUUUAGAUUUUUCAAAUCCACUGCAGUCUGACAGUGUCUUGAAGGGGUUUCAUGGAGUUUGGAAAAACAUUGAAUUACUCAGGCUAUGUGUAUAUUUGUACAUGUAAAUUCCAGACAUUUUUAAGUGUUUUACCUGUAAAAUAACACUAAACACUUCAAGGAAAAUAUUUGUACAAUGAUUUUUACAAAUUUUCUUCAUGGUACAUGUACAUACAUGUAUACAAAGAUGUCGGCAGAGUACAGACUGUGUGACCUUUAACUUAGUCCCAUUGGCUUUGAGGCUCUCUAAAAACUGGAUUUGUGUGGUGUUAGUUUUAGUGUGGAGUCCACACAAAGAACUCAAUACAGUCUGAGAUGAGUAUUCCAAAUGACAAGGGUACACAAAAACAUGUUUAUCAACAUAACAAGACUGCAGUAUAUUCUAUCAGUACACACAGAAAUGAAUGUUCACCAGUCUGACAUUUACUGUAAAUACCAUUCUCUCUCUAAACAGCUGUCCCCAUCUGAGUUUGAAUAAACAUAAAAUCACCAGA